AUGGCAUCUUCAGCAUUUGAUGAGCAGGCGGUUCGGGCCCAGUUCCCCGCCCUUGCACAGAAGCAGGUUUUCAUGGACAAUGCUGGUGGUGCUCAAGUUCUGCAGUCGGUGAUCACGGCCAUCACCGAUUAUCUCACCAAAACAAACGUCCAGCUUGGGGCUUCAUACCCAGUUUCUCAGACUUCCACAAGCAAGUUCGAUGACGGAUACAUCGCAGCGGCAAGAUAUGUCAAUGCGAGCCCCAAAGACAUCGUGUUCGGCGCAUCCACAACCCAGCUGUUCCGCAACCUGGCCACCGCAUUGAAGGUUGAGCCUGACUCAGAGUUUGUCUUAUCAAAGCUUGAUCAUGAAGCCAAUAUAGCUGCAUGGGUUCAGGUGGCGAAGUGGAAGGGCAUCACCGUAAAGUGGUGGGUUCCAUCUAAGAACACAAACUCCAACCCAAAGUUGGAGCCCGACGACUUGAAGAAAUUACUCAGUCCAAAGACAAGGCUAGUCGCCUGCACACACACUUCGAAUAUCCUCGGCACAGUUACUGACGUGGCAGCUUUGUCUAAGGUGAUUCGUGAGAACAACCCUGAUACUUUGUUCGCGGUGGACGCUGUAGCAUAUGCGCCUCAUGCCGCGGUCGAUGUCAAGGCCUUCGGCGUAGACUUCUACUCUUUCUCCUGGUACAAAGUGUACGGCCCCCAUAUUGCGCUGGCGUAUGUUAGUGAGAGGGGGCAGAAGGCGAUAGAAAGCCUAGGUCAUUAUUUCAAACACGGUGACACACUGGAGGAACUUCUAGGCCUGGCUGCUGGGAAUUACGAAUCGGUCCAGUCCGUCCCCCACAUCGUCUCUUAUCUCGAUCAAGUCGGCUGGGAUACAAUCCAUGUCCAAGAAGAGAGGAUCCAGGAGGUCUUGCUCGCUUACCUGCGCUCGAAGCCUGGUCAGAUCAAGAUAUAUGGCGAGCCAUCGUCGGACAGGAAUCUCCGUGUACCUGUGAUUAGCUUCAGGGUCAAAGGGAGGAGCUCAUUUGGGAUUACUGAUGCAAUCGAGGCAAGAUCGCCGUACGGUUGUCGCGCUGGGCACUUCUACAGCAAGCGGUUGAUUGAAGAGGUCCUGGGAGUACCUGAUCCUGACGAUGGGAUAGUGAGAUGCUCUCUGCUCCAUUACAACACCGUUGAGGAAGUUGAAGGACUGGUCAAGGUCCUGGAUCGGGUUAUCAAAGAAGGAGAAGGGAAGCAAGCUGUGGAUCCAGACAAGAAGGAUGUUUCGAACUGGUAA
Messenger RNA from Exophiala aquamarina CBS 119918, 1263 nucleotides. RefSeq lists its product as uncharacterized. The record is from RefSeq and is a predicted model, not a curated record. Bases 1 to 1263 code for a protein of 420 amino acids. Lineage: Eukaryota; Fungi; Ascomycota; Eurotiomycetes; Chaetothyriales; Herpotrichiellaceae. The transcript has a single exon.